Messenger RNA from Phytomonas sp. EM1, 549 nucleotides. Lineage: Eukaryota; Euglenozoa; Kinetoplastea; Trypanosomatida; Trypanosomatidae. The record is from the annotation of a GenBank genome assembly.
AUGUUGUUGGAGCAUCACGCGAUUUACCCCGCCCGGGUUUUCGGGGAAGGCCGGUUGUUGAUGGAUGAAACCCUCGCCGGAGGGGGGCUGCUCGGCGUGGAUGUCUGUGGAGGGGUGAAGUUGUGGCCGUAUCAUAAAUACCGCGUCGUGGAGUUGGUCCCGCCCGCGGCGAUCACCCAGACCCGCGACGUCGUCGCGCAUUCCCAAAAGGAUUCCGCGACGGAAACGACGAUCCCGGCGCGGUUGGUGUAUGAAUUCCCGACCCUUCCGCCAACCCCCACGGCCCCUUCGGCGUUCAGAGAAGGGGAAAUAAAACGCGGCAAACGCGCCCGGGAUUCCACCUCGGAGGCGGUUGGAAACGAAACGGAUCCCGGGCAACCGGGCCUGCCCCGCCUGCCGAGCUUUUUCGAUGAGGAUCAGCGGGCGAGGAGUAAAAAAGCCCGCGCGCACAACAUUAAGGAGGUCCUCAAGGGCGUCAACGCUUCCGUUAUCGGCGAGGCAAAGCUGCGUUAUCGCAGGAAGAAAAACAUCGCCAAAUACAACUGCUGA